Molecule: messenger RNA, 1083 nt
Organism: Aspergillus calidoustus
Lineage: Eukaryota; Fungi; Ascomycota; Eurotiomycetes; Eurotiales; Aspergillaceae
Source: the annotation of a GenBank genome assembly
AUGCCCAUCAUAUCGCCCUUCGAGUCCUCAAUCGCGAAAGCCGGAGAAGGAAAAGUCGUCCUCUCCCUGCUUCCUCCUUCGAUUCCAUCCCUCAGCACCUUGACAUACAAAUACCCGCUCAAGCUCCUCACUCGCACUCCCGGCUUCGUCCCGCAGUCCGCGUUAACCGCAUCCACACCUGUCCAUCUAUACCUUCUCACUUACGGCGGAGGCCUCCUCCCCGGCGAUCAGAUCGAUGUUUCAAUAAAGCUCGAGCCGCAGACGAGACUCGUCGUUACAACACCGCAAGGCAGCACCAAGAUCUUCAAGACAGAAACAAGUCCCGGGCGUACGCUCUCGGAUCAAAGCAGACAGGUGCUAGACGUCCGAAUCGGCAAAGAAGCAGCGCUAUGCUAUCUCCCUGAUCCCUCGGCUCCCUUCAAAAACAGUCGUUACGAGCAAAUCCAAACGUUCACCGUCGACAGCACAGCCAAAGACUCCACACGAAGCAGCCUCUGCGUGCUGGACUGGGUAACGCAAGGUCGGGUCUCCCGCGGCGAGAACUGGGACUUCCACGUAUGGAAGGGUAAGAACGAAAUAUGGAUGACCGACGAACCCACCGCAUCAUCCACACCACCCGAAGAAGGCAGAACUCAGAAGCCAAAGCGCAAACUUCUCCUCCGCGACGCCCUCAUUCUCAACGACGAAACUACCACCAAAACAAACGAACCUGAACCGCGAGACCCCGCUCACCCAUCUAAAUCCCUCAUCCGCGAACGCACAUCCCCGCACGGCGUAAUUGGCACACUCAUUCUCUACGGUCCCGUUUUCGACAGUCUCUCUUCAUUCUUUGUCGAUCGAUUCACCUCGCUCCCGCGCAUCGGGGCCCGGAAUUGGUCCUCGUCUGCUCCUGCGGCUUCAGAGUCAACACCGCACUAUGAUUCAAAGGUCACAUUCACUGCUGCGCGGGUGCGCGCCGGCUGUGUGCUCGUGAAGUUCGGCGCAGAGGAUUUCGAAACAGCGAAGGAUUGGCUAGGUGCUGUUCUGAGAGAAGAAGGAAGUAUUGCGAGGGAGUUUGGGGAAGAGGCGCUUCUUUGCUUAUAG